Molecule: messenger RNA, 801 nt
Organism: Amblyraja radiata (thorny skate)
Lineage: Eukaryota; Metazoa; Chordata; Chondrichthyes; Rajiformes; Rajidae
Product: extensin-like
Exons: 1
Coding region: 1-801 (266 amino acids)
Source: RefSeq, a predicted model, not a curated record
AUGAGCCACAAACCACGCCCACUGGCAGCUGGUCACGCCCCCUCCCCCUACGCGCGACAGAAGCCACGCCCCCUUGCCCCACUCCCGCUCGCCGCCGCCAACGUGCUUCAGGGGCGAUGCACCCACCCAGCGACUCGAUGGAUCCCGUCACCCAACAUAAGUCAGAUGACCACGCCCUCCUCCACCACUAGCCACGCCUAUUCCACCGCCUGGCCACGUCCCUCGUGCUACGGCGCGCCCCAUCGCUCCAGUGGUCCGAGCACAAGCCGCGCCCCCACAGCUGUCAGACGGCCACGCCCACCCGUCGCCAGCCACGCCCACCCGUCGCCAGGCAAGCCCACCCGUCACCAGCCACGCCCACCCUUCGACAGCCACGCCCACCAGUCGCCAGUCACGCCCACCCGCCGCCAGCCACGCCCACCACCCGCCGCCAGCCAUGCCCACCCGUCGCCAGCCACGCCCACCCGUCGCCAGCCACGCCCACCCGUCGCCAGCCACGCCCACCAUUGUUUUAAGUCACCGAGCGCUAGCCACGCCCUCUAUCACCCACCACGCCCAUUGGCAGCCGACACGCCCACCUCGGCAUCACCGGCCACGCCCCCCGCCCGCCAGCGCGUCAUCGAACACAAUCCACGCCCCCCACCGCUGGCCACGCCCCACCAUUACUGGCCACGCCCCUCCCCCCACACGCCCACGUGCUCCCCGAGCCAUCCCCGGAGCCGCGCAAAGCUGUCAAUCACCCGGCUGCAGCGCUGCAGCCGCAGGGAGUUUUGCACUUUGACCGGAGGGAGUUUAGUUUAG